AUGUUAGAUAAUGUAUCAGUUCCAAUUCAAAUGGUAGCUUGGAAAAUUAUCUAUUUAGUUGUGAAAAAAAUUAGUAGUGAAAACAAGGGAAAGGCUCAAAUCAAACAUGAUACCAAACCUAUGAGAAAGAGGGUAAGUGAAAGGAUUAAGGAAAAUUGGUUUAAAAAACCAAAACCUUUCAAAGGUCCUGAGUCUGACCCAGACCAACCUCUCUGCUUGACAGAAGAAGAGGACAACAUUGCCUCACAGACUACAAGUAGGGCUUCAAAGAUCACUGCUAAGAAGUCCCCCAAGAUUACUCCUAAGAAGACCCCAAAGACUACUCCUAAGAAGGCUCCAAAUACUACUCCUAAGAAGGCUCCAGCAAGUACACCUAAGAAGGCUCCAAAGACUCCAAAGAAGAAAUCUAUGAUUUGUAAAAGUAUUAUGUAA
This is a messenger RNA of Vicia villosa (hairy vetch), 432 nucleotides long. Its product is annotated as histone H1-II-like. The transcript has a single exon. Lineage: Eukaryota; Viridiplantae; Streptophyta; Magnoliopsida; Fabales; Fabaceae. The coding region runs from base 1 to 432 and encodes 143 amino acids. The record is from RefSeq and is a predicted model, not a curated record.